AUGUCUGCGCUUCGUUCUCAACCAUUGCAGCCAUUGAAUGGCGGCCAAUUGAAUGUCAGAUCUAACAACAUAACACCAAUUAAAGGUGCAAGACGUACAAAAGAAACCAUACCUGAGCAAAAACAACAAACAAAGAAGAAGAAAGAGAAACUAUCGGCAUUAUGCAAGACUCCCCCCUCCAUUGUUAGAACAAGAAAUGGUCGAGAUUACCAACGUGGAACCUUUUUGGGUGAAGGAGGCUUUGCUCGUUGCUUUCAAAUGAAGGAUGCAUCAGGCCAAGUCUAUGCUGCUAAAACUGUUGCCAAAGCUUCCAUAAAAAAUGAAAAAACAAAGACAAAGCUUCUAUCUGAAAUCAAGAUUCACAAGUCGUUGAAGCAUCCCAACAUUGUCAACUUUGUCGAUUGUUUCGAGGAUGACGUCAAUGUUUAUAUACUUCUUGAAAUAUGUCCCAACCAAUCGUUGAUGGAGCUUUUAAAGAACAGAAAAAGAGUCUCUGAACCUGAAGUUAGGUUGUUCAUGGUCCAAGUAGUUGGUGCCAUUAAAUACUUGCAUUCAAGGAGAGUUAUUCAUAGAGACUUAAAGUUGGGCAAUAUAUUUUUUGACCCCGACAUGAACUUAAAAAUUGGUGAUUUUGGGUUAGCAUCUGUUUUACCUUCCACCGACUCAAAAAAAUACACUGUCUGUGGUACACCAAAUUACAUUGCGCCCGAAGUUUUGGGAGGUAAAAACACAGGUCACAGCUUUGAGGUGGACAUUUGGGCUAUAGGAAUUAUGAUGUAUGCUUUAUUGGUUGGUAAGCCUCCCUUCCAAGCCAAAGAUGUCAAUGUGAUCUACGAAAGAAUCAAAAAGACAGAAUAUUACUUCCCUGAAGACAAACCCAUCUCGGAGGCAGCUAAAAUUUUGAUCAAGGACUUGCUAAGCUUAAAUCCAUUGAAUAGACCCACUAUUGAUGAGGUAUUGAGCUACGAGUGGUUUAAUGGCCCCUUCCCAGGGAAAACUCGGGAUAUCAGCUUGAGCGAAAUGCCUGAAGGACUCGACCAAAUUUCAAGAGCCCAGUCCAAGAUGAAUUUUAAGCAUGCCAAGGACAUGGCUGGGAUUUACACACCAAAGAGUAAGGAUCCAGUGGAGAUUUUAAGAUCAGACUUACACUCUGAACAACCAAGAGCUUUGCUUCCAGAAUCGUUAUCGCCAAACGAUACCAAAAACAAAUAUCGUGAAGUGGAUCCCGAGCAAGUUGGCCGUCCAAGACGUGUCAAUUUCAACUCACAUUUUUCUACCACCAUUAAACGUCUUAAUCAAACUUGUUUUGAGACUUAUCAAAAUAUAAGAAGAUUGGAGCAUUCGAGACAUGAGAAUAUUGAUUUAUUUGAACUUCCUGUAUGUGAAAAUCCUACCUUGAUCAGCAAGUGGGUUGACUACUCCAAUAAAUAUGGUUUUUCCUAUCAAUUAAACAAUGAUGAUAUCGGGGUCUUGUUCAAUGAUGAAAACACGUUAUUGAAACUUCAUAAUUCUAACAAAUUUUUGGAGUUGAUCUAUCACGAUGGAGAAGGAUGGACGUGUAUUGAAAAUUCCUUGAGUCAUCCACCAGCUCAAGCCAAAAGACAAUUAGAGAUUGUUGACUUUUUUGCCAAAUACAUGAAUAGCAACUUGUCAAAAGUGAGUGACAAUGAAGAGAGGAAAGAAAUUGUUUUCUUGAGGCGGUACAGCAGAACUUCCGAAUACAUUAUGUUUGAGAUGACAAAUGGAAACUUUCAAUUCAACUUCAAGGAUCAUCAUAAAAUCUGCAUUUCGAAGGCAGGGUUGGCUAUAACGCAUGUUUCACCAAACCGUUUAACACUGACGCAUCCCUUAAUUAGCAUUCUUCAAGACGGCAAUUUCCCUUCCGAACCAGUUCCAGAAUGCUUGCAAAAGAUCGCCAUUAUUAAAGAUGCAAUAAAGAGAAGGGCCUUCAAAGAGGAAUAG
Molecule: messenger RNA, 1962 nt
Organism: Lodderomyces margitis
Lineage: Eukaryota; Fungi; Ascomycota; Pichiomycetes; Serinales; Debaryomycetaceae
Gene: CDC5
Product: polo kinase
Exons: 1
Coding region: 1-1962 (653 amino acids)
Biological process (GO): regulation of cytokinesis; protein phosphorylation; regulation of protein localization to mitotic spindle pole body
Cellular component (GO): spindle pole body; cytoplasm; spindle pole
Molecular function (GO): protein kinase activity; ATP binding; protein binding
Source: RefSeq, a predicted model, not a curated record